AUGUCAUCACUCAACAUCCUGGACACCGCACCGGAGCAGGCGCAAACAGAGCCUACUCCGCAAACAACCUUCGAACCUGACCUGUUCAUGGAUGGAUACGUCUCCUGCUGUCUAUCCGCAGGGUCUGCCGAACAGUUUUUCCGCUCGUUGACCGGAACAUCACAGAGUCAAGUCCCAGUCCCAGUUGAGUACGACAGGUCGACGAAGUCAUUCCGGACCAUGGAUCCACAGACAAGAGGACAGCCCGUUGACAUGCUAGUUUCGUACAAGCGCGGCCUAGUUAUUCCUCAGGCCAUACCUCCGAUCUUGGAGUCGAAGCCGAGUUUUGGUAAAACGCACCCCAUAUUCUUUCUAACGAAAGGCCUGCGCGACGUAGGAGUGCUCGCACAAGAUCUAGUUCUAGAGAGUUGCCCCACUCUCGAACAACCUGAUUCUGAAGUCAAUUUAGGCUCGCGAGGUGGCCACCUGAUCACCAUCAGUGCAAGUGACCUUUCAUCUCCCAGAAUAAAAUCUUUCAAUAUUGAAGUUAUCACCUCGCAGUGGCCAGGCUAUCGUAAUUGGGCAUCAACCCUCUUCAAAAAGGAUGCCGAACCAGUCUCCAUGAGAAGAUUGGCUUACUUAGUAGGCCACGCAAUUCGGCUCUUUUUAGAGCACUCCCCGUUCACAUCUUGCACCGAGCCUACAUUGGACAUCGUCUCUAAUAAUAUCACAAUGAAAGAUGUUUUACUUAUCGGGCUCGUACAGAUACAUGCCACGCCUAGCAUUUGGAUGCCUAUUCUUCAGCUUUUGCGGUCUGAAGGAAGGCCGUGGUUAUACGCUCACUAA
Messenger RNA from Heterobasidion irregulare TC 32-1, 825 nucleotides. RefSeq lists its product as uncharacterized. The coding region runs from base 1 to 825 and encodes 274 amino acids. The record is from RefSeq and is a predicted model, not a curated record. The transcript is spliced from 2 exons. NCBI's taxonomy places the organism in Eukaryota, Fungi, Basidiomycota, Agaricomycetes, Russulales, Bondarzewiaceae.